Ascochyta rabiei is the source of this 2091-nucleotide messenger RNA. RefSeq lists its product as uncharacterized. NCBI's taxonomy places the organism in Eukaryota, Fungi, Ascomycota, Dothideomycetes, Pleosporales, Didymellaceae. Gene Ontology annotation, biological process: regulation of DNA-templated transcription. Gene Ontology annotation, molecular function: zinc ion binding; DNA-binding transcription factor activity, RNA polymerase II-specific. The transcript has 7 exons. The record is from RefSeq and is a predicted model, not a curated record. The coding region runs from base 1 to 2091 and encodes 696 amino acids.
AUGCAGCAGGAACGCCCCCUUCGCCCCCUGUUAUCGACCACUACGGUGAGAGGGGUGACGCCACCACAGUCUCGGCGUCGAGACCGCGUUGCCUCUGCAUGUGAGGCGUGUAGAACCAGGAAGACAAAGUGUAACGGCGCACGGCCGACUUGUUGGGAAUGUCAGAAACGAUCCACCCAUUGUCACUACAUUGCCUAUUUCACUGAGACACAAGGUCAAGCAGUGAAACGCAGACAUGAUGCUCUCCAAGCACGAAAUGAGGCAUACGCUGAACUGUUUGGCCUCAUCCAGACACGUCCAGACGGUGAGUCGCUCGAGAUACUGCGGCGUAUCAAAAUGGGCGCAGAUGUUGAGAGCGUUCUCCGUCAUGUCAGGGACGGAGACUUGCUCGUGCAAUUACGCGUACACCCAGAGACCAGGUUGCGAUACACUCUUCCGUACAUGGACUCGAUGCCUGCCUUCUUGUUGGUUCCUGACAAUCCCUACCUUGCCACACCAUUGUAUGAAGCAACCUUUAAGCCACCGAGCUUCCUGCCUGACAAUGUGACCUUGAACAGAUCGAAGAUGGGCGAAUGCGUGGAUUCCUACAUGAUGCCCAGUCACGCUGCUGAAGUAGUGGAACCUAUACUUGAUCGAACACACGCAAGACAGUGGACCAAUGUCAUUUCCGAUAACGGCCUCUUUCGUCGCCUGGUCACCAUUUACCUUUCACGUCACCAUGUCGCCUUUUUCUGGUUUAACAAGGAUCUUUUCCUUGAAGAUAUGGCCGCACGACGCACGCAGUUUUGCUCGUCUCUUCUGGUCAAUGCCGUGCUUGCUGCUGCUUGUCAAGCGUACAAAGAUAUACCUGACUUAGCCAAAAUCUCGAUGACCGACAACCUUCAAAACCGAUUUCUCCUCGAAGCUAAGCGCUUAUGGGAAUUAGAAAUGGGCAUUAGUCGUCUCACUUCUAUUCACGCUGCGCAAGUGAUACACGCUAUCUUGAAUGUUAACGGUCUAAGUACUGUAGGAGACUUCUAUAUCUCACAAGCUGUCGUCAUGGCGCACAACCUGCGGAUAUUUGAACCAGUGUCUGUCCAAUCGGAUGACAGACUUCGAAAAGGACGAGAAUUUACUGCAUGGGCGCUCUGGCUGUGGCAAGUCGCUGUGAGCUACUAUUAUCGACGCCCACCCUUCAUAAGAAAUCCACCGGCGUUUGCAGCCCCAGAUCCAGACGUUGAUCUAGAGUGGUAUGGUGACAUUUACGUCAGAUACCCUUUAAGCCCGACCGUUACACGCAUGUACCUUGGGCAUGUGAUCAAAGCUACAAUUGAUUUGAGACUCAUCGUGAACGACAUAUCAUUGCUGCAAUUUGUCCACAACGAAGAAAAGGAACUAUCUCCUCAACAAGUACUCGACUUCAAGGCGAGACUGGAUGGACUGAUGAAGCAACUCCCUGUCACUCUUGCUCCACGCAGAAUCUCGCUUCCUUGUCAUCUCAAUGUCCACACUGAGUUUUAUAUUUUCAUGCAUAGUCUCUUCCAAGGGCAGGUCACAACACAAAAAACUAGCUUGGCAUCACCACACUUAUUUGACGGAAGAACGGCGAUUCAGAUACAAGACGAAGCCUAUGUUCGCUUCGAGACCAUCGUGCGUCUCCGAUAUCUACGACACAGCUUCAAGGCUUACGAUGCUUGGGGUAUAUUUUUCCUUGUCUAUCUCGGCAAUCUUGCACUCCACGCACUUAUUGAGGAAGAUUCAAAUCUAACGAACAGAUUGACAACCACAGACGUCAUACGUUCCACCGCUUUGCUUUGCAUCAAUGGACUGAUUGACCAGUCACAGUGCGUCUACUCGGGUACACUGUUGUCCUAUAGCAUGAUCGAGCGGCUCAGUCCUGUUGAAAAAACUUUGCUUGGUCGUCACAUAUCUCCCAGUAUUGGACAGGUCGAUAAGCCUUUCGAUAGCCAAUGGCCUAUGCCCAACAUCAAGGUUGAGCGUAACGAGGAGGCAUCCAUGAACCAUAUUUUGAAGAGUGUGCGCAAGUAUCGAUCGAGCACAGAGAAAGCCGAGCAGGAGAUCGUGCCGUCAGCCGGAGAGUCGCGCCCUUGA